AUGGCAUCCGUCAUUCGAGAUGCGCCCUUUGGCCAAUUGGUGCGCUACUUGACCAACAACAAAUACUUUCAGUAUCCUGAGGAACGGCCUGAUUUUGAGCUCCCCGAGGCAUGGCGCGAAUUGAUCAGUGGCGCCGAUUCUAUCAAGCCGGUGCGCGACCUGGAGAAGGCACCCGUCGCAGGCACGCCUGCAUCCUUGACCGAUGAAGACGCAAGUGUCAGGGGACAAAGUCCCGAUGCCGAGAGUGAGACCACGACGGCCACGGCCACAGAGGCGAUUGCACGAGUGAAUACCAAGGAGACACUGGCCUACACGCAGUCCCGCUUGGAAGCGGACGAAGAGCAUGAAAUUCAGAAACUCCAGUCCAUUCCUAUCCAACCGAAGAAGACCAAAGAUGGCACCAUCCUUGUCGAUUGGUACUAUACCGAUGAUCAGGAGAAUCCACACAACUGGUCGAAUCGGAAGCGGGCUUUGCUCACCACCAUCAUCUGUCUGUAUACCUUUGUGGUCUAUACCACUUCGGCCAUCUAUACAGCCUCCGUGCCAGGAGUGAUGGAGGACUUUGGCGUGAGUAACCUGCUGGCGACUCUGGGACUGUCAUUGUACGUCUUGGGCUAUGGUAUGGGUCCAUUGGUCUUCUCGCCGCUGAGUGAAAUCCCUCUUAUCGGGCGGAAUCCGGUCUAUAUCGUGACCAUGUUCCUGUUCGUGAUCUUGUCCAUCCCCACGGCCCUGGUCCACAAUUUCGCAGGCUUGAUAGUCCUUCGAUUUCUGCAAGGAUUCUUUGGUUCUCCGUGUCUCGCUUCGGGAGGCGCCUCGAUCGGUGACAUGUACAGUCUUCUGUCCCUUCCGUACGCCAUGAUGGCCUGGGUUUCCGCGGCAUAUUGUGGACCCGCCUUGGGACCCCUUCUCAGUGGGUUUGCAGUCGCCGCCAAGAACUGGCGUUGGUCCCUCUACGAAUCCAUCUGGAUGUCGGCUCCCGUCUUUAUCUUGAUGCUCGUCUUCCUGCCCGAGACCAGCAGUGCUACCAUCCUCCUCCGUCGCGCCGCGCGUCUCCGCAAGAUCUACAACACAGACCUCUUCAUGUCCCAAUCUGAGAUUGACCAGCGCAACAUGAAGGUCUCCGACAUCGCCGUCGAUGCCCUGCUCAAGCCGCUCCAGAUCACCAUCAUGGACCCGGCCGUACUCUUUGUCCAGGUCUACACCGCCAUCACCUACGGCAUCUACUACUCCUUCUUCGAGGUCUUCCCCCUCGUCUACCCAGUCUACUAUCACAUGAACAUGGGGCAAAUCGGCCUCGUCUUCCUCUGUAUCCUAGUCUCUUGUCUCAUCGGCAUCGCCGCCUAUUCGGCCUACCUCUACUACUGGAUGAACCCCCGUAUCCACCGCUUCGGCUUCCCCGUCCAGGAAGCUCGUCUGAUCCCCGCCUUGCCGGCCGCCCUGGGCCCCACGAUCGGUCUGUUCAUCUUUGCCUGGACGGCCCGGGCCUCGAUCCACUGGAUCGUACCCACCAUCGGUAUCACCAUCUACGGCGCCACCGUGUUCGUGGUGAUGCAGUGCCUCUUCGUGUACAUCCCCCUGAGUUAUCCGCAGUACGCGGCCAGUCUGUUCGCGGCGAAUGACUUCUUCCGCAGCGCUUUGGCCUGUGGGAGUGUCUUGUUUGCUCAUCCAUUGUUUGGUAAUCUCGGCGUCGCUCGCGGAACCAGUCUCUUGGGCGGGUUGAGUGUGAUUGGAAUUGUGGGUAUCUGGCUGUUGUACGUGUACGGAGCACGUCUCCGGUCACUGAGCAAAUUUGCUAUUUCAGAUGACUGA
Messenger RNA from Penicillium oxalicum, 1809 nucleotides. RefSeq names its product MFS transporter. Gene Ontology annotation, molecular function: fluconazole transmembrane transporter activity. The record is from RefSeq and is a predicted model, not a curated record. The transcript has 2 exons. Bases 1 to 1809 code for a protein of 602 amino acids. NCBI's taxonomy places the organism in Eukaryota, Fungi, Ascomycota, Eurotiomycetes, Eurotiales, Aspergillaceae. Gene Ontology annotation, biological process: xenobiotic detoxification by transmembrane export across the plasma membrane.